Molecule: messenger RNA, 2791 nt
Organism: Capsaspora owczarzaki ATCC 30864
Lineage: Eukaryota; Filasterea; Ministeriida; Capsasporidae
Exons: 2
Coding region: 62-2575 (837 amino acids)
Biological process (GO): endoplasmic reticulum unfolded protein response; regulation of transcription by RNA polymerase II
Cellular component (GO): nucleus
Molecular function (GO): DNA-binding transcription factor activity, RNA polymerase II-specific; RNA polymerase II cis-regulatory region sequence-specific DNA binding
Source: RefSeq, a predicted model, not a curated record
UUUUAUUUUUUCCAAGCUCUUCUUUCUUGCUGACAAACACUUUUCAACUUCUUUCCAGACCAUGGAGCAACUCGGCCAUCACGACAAUGACGCAGCAGCAGCAGCAGCAGCAGCAAUGCAUCAUCUCGAGUGCGGCGGCGGCGGCGACGACGACCCGCUCAAGGUGGAGAUUGACGUUGGCGUGUUUGACAGCCUGACGUCGGACGAGGACGAGCACCACCACCCGUCCAGCCACUCCAACCACUCGACCUCGAGUAGCGGCAACUCUGGGGUGAGCCAGCCGUGGAGCGUGCUCGACGCAGCCUCAACGCUCUCGCCGGCGUCGCUCAACGACACUGACUUUCUCGACCUGCUCGAUUCUACGACGACGACCGCUCCGACGACCACCGCCGCCGCUGCUGCUUCAAUGAGGGCGCAUGUGGAUGUAGACGUUGAUGACGUGGGCGUCGGUCGGCAGCAGGCGGACGUUGCGCUGCUGAUGGGGCUCGACCUCCACCACCACGCCGACGACGACGCUCACAACCACCAGCUCAUGGCGUGGCUCGACGACAGCCACCACUCGGCCACCAGCAGCAUCACAGGUGCUCCAGACGACCUGCUCCUGAUGACGGCGCACCACCACCACACGCACACGCAGCCUCAUCAUCAGUAUGCCGCCGCAGACCACCACGCUUCGCUGCUCGGCCUCGACCUCUUGCAGGACGCGCUCCUGCACCCGUCGCCCACGCUCGUCGCAGAGCACUACCAGCCUCAGCAACAUCAGCAACCUCAGCAACAGGUGGUCAAGCUCAAUCCCGCAAGCAGCGGCCAAUACAAACGGCUCGCCAGUCUUCCUCCGCUGCGCCCGCUUCAAGGCGGCCCUGUCGCACCAGCACCCGCUACCACCACACCGACAAUGGCAACGACGACGACGACGACCAACCUUGGGUCUGCCUACAUCCACCAGCAGCAGCAGGUCGUCGGAGUUGGAGCUGCGUCUCCUCCGUCAUCAUCUUCGGGCCAUUCGAGUGCAGGCGAAGAGGCGCAGUUUGCGACGGCAAACACAGCGCCUGCUGCAAUGUACCAGCAGGCCAUCCACCCGGAAAUGGACAAGAAGCUGCAGCGGCUCAUCAAGAAUCGCGAGGCCGCGAGCCAGUCGCGCAAGCGCAAGAAGGACCAGUUCGACACGCUCGAGCGCGACCUCAACACCAUCAAGACACACAACGCCGCGCUCAGGUCGCAGGUUGUGGCGCUCGAGCAGGAAAAUGCCGUGCUCAAGGCAGACAAUGAGCGCCUUCGCUCGUUUAUCGACACAACCCCGGAGCUCCGUGUUUCCUACGAGCAGCAGUACGGCCCGCUUCUUGGCGGCAGCGGCAGCGGGAUGCGCGGACAUGGCAGCCAGGUGGGCAAGAUGGCGGCAUCCCUGUCGUCACGCUCUGGGGUCGCGGCGAGCGUCACCGUGUGCGCCGUCCUCUUUUUCGUUGGUUUUGCCUUCCUUUCACCCACGUCCUUCCCCGGCGCCAUGCUCGGCGGGCCUCGUCAGCGCUACGACAUGAUGGUCGUCAACUCAGAGCGGGGUGUUGCUCACGUUGGCGGCCGUGGUCUUCUGGCCGUCGAUGACCAGGGCUGGGGUUUGUCCGUCCGUGAAUCGUCUGCCGUUGGCUUGCUCGAGCUGCCAGCUGCCGAAACCCGUCUGUCUGAAUGGCAAGGUGGUCCUCCCGCGCGCGUAGGCGGCCAGAACACGGGCCUUCCCUUGAUUACCAACGAGCAACGCGCCUUGGGCGGACGUGGCGAGCCGGCCCUCAUCACCAACGAGCAGCGCGCUAUUGGUGGGCCAGCGCUUCUGACAAACCAGCAGCCCGCUAUUGCUGGCCCGGCUCUUCUCGCCAACCAACAGCCCGCUAUUGCAGGCCCCGCCCUUCUGUCCAAUCAGCAGCCUGCCAUCGCCAGCGCUUCUUCCUCUUCUUCUUCCUCCUCUUCUUCUUCUUCUGUGUAUGCCAUUGAGGACAAUCUCAGUAUCAACAUGCAACAGCACCUGGAACGCAUCGAACGGGCUUCGCAGCAACUCCAAGUGCUCGAGCAGCAACGGCAAGAAGCCAUCGCGGUCGCCUUUGCUGCGCAGCUCGGUCUGACGUCCAGCGAUGUGGCCAUGCUUGCACCUCCCACCCUUGAUCAUGUCGGGACCUUCAUGGAACAACUCGCCAUUGACCGUCGCGUCGACACGUCGUACCUCGUUUGCGCGGACGUCCGAAACAUUUGGCCAGCGAUGGUGGAGACAGCCAAGUCUGGAUCGCGCCCCCGUCUGUCGUUCUUGAUCCCAUCUACAUCCGUCCUGAACGCGGAUGGCACCGUGCAGGAUGAUGUGACGGUGGAGGAUGACAUUGAGUCGGCGCAGGAUUCGCUCCCGUCUUCUGCGGACGCUCCCCAGCCGGCUUCGACGACCAAUGCCACCAACGCUGGAGCCAUCAAAUCGCUCGUUCAGAUUGACUGCGAGGUGUUACAGACCAAGCUGAUUCCAGUGCGAGCAAACGCUACGACUGCCCCCGCCGAGCCGCGUCGUCGUGCCGUCGCUGGUGGUCGCCGUCCAUACGCGUGAGGAUGCGCGUGUGAGCCCCUUUUGUGUCCUUAGUAUGAAUGUUAUGCAAUGGCGUGAUUGCCUGUUCUUUGUGUUGUUUUCAGAUUGUGUAUGUAUUUUAUUUUUUUUGUUGCUUUUGCUGCUUUUGCUGCUGUUUGGCUGCCUGGUUUUGGUUAUUUUGCUGAUGCCGUCUCACCGCACUGAUGUUGAUGAUGAUGUUGAUGAUGAUGUUGAUGA